Molecule: messenger RNA, 4265 nt
Organism: Pristis pectinata (smalltooth sawfish)
Lineage: Eukaryota; Metazoa; Chordata; Chondrichthyes; Rhinopristiformes; Pristidae
Product: NACHT, LRR and PYD domains-containing protein 12-like
Exons: 15
Coding region: 457-3555 (1032 amino acids)
Cellular component (GO): cytoplasm
Molecular function (GO): protein binding
Source: RefSeq, a predicted model, not a curated record
CCCCAGACUCCCGGUCAAACCUCAGAGCAAAUGUGCUGUUUUUUUAUUUAUUCCCAUUUCCCUCCGGGGGAAGUUGGGGGCUGUUUGUGAACUGGUUUUCUCACCGACGAGUGAAGCGGCUUCCUGCGGCCGGAGCCGUUGCAGAUUCCUUUCCAAUCUCUGUUGAAGCGGGUUUGCGAGGCCGGGACUGGGAGGGGGCGACGACACGACGACGACCAUUUUCCAUCGAGCACCAGAAUUUGGGACCACCUGUCACUAUCAUGGCUGAAGGUGCCGGCGGGGGAGGAGAUGCUGUGACUUUCACAUCAAGGAAACACGCAGUUAGGAAAUUAACUCAGAGAAAGUUUUCAAGAGACAUUUGCCAGUCGGAUCAUCAAGGGAAGAUGAUCAGGACACAGGAACUACGACACUAAAGCAGGGUCCCAAUGAAAUGUGUUCCAGCCUUGUGUUUCCUAGAUGAGCAUGUUUUUCAUCAUUAUCUACUCUUCAGGCCUCUGGACUGGUGGCAGUGGAAAUGUUGCUGAACUGAAGGAGAAAUCAUCAUCGUCAAGAGUGGAUGAUCCAAAGACUACGAUGUCUGAGCUCCUGGCACAGUGCGGGGAUUACCAACUGUUCCAGUUGUCAAACGUCUACCGGGCAAGACUGCAACCUGCGAUUGAAGAAGGGGUUGAAGGGCUCAGCUUGAUGUUGAGAGAGAAGGGACAUUUCAGUGGACAGGAACAUGAGAAAGUCAUUGAGCUCAUGGAGAAGAGAAACCGGAUAGGGGGUUCCAAAUUCUUCUUCAGUCUGGUUAUGGAGAAGGGAUCCAGAGCCCGGAGAGUGAUGUGGGAAUCCUUUGUGAAAAUGCGGAAUGAGUUACCAAAGUUGGACAAAAUACUGAAUGAAAUCCAGGAGCUCGGUCCUGAUCCAUAUGAAUACAUGAACAUCAUCCAAGAUUUAUGUGAUUUAUCCUCACAACUGAAGGAUGUUCGACAGAAACACAAGGAGGCUCUGCAGGCACAAACUGAAACAAUGAGAGUAAGCACGAUCCUGAGGAGGAAGAAGGUGAAGGUUUUCCAGCUGGUUGAUCAAUACACUGAGCUCACAAUCAUUUCUACUGUUCGAGAUCAGAUACUUGUGGGACAUGAGCUGCUGGCAAGAGGCCGAGACCAUGAGUGGAGAGAGAAACAUCUCUGGGGAGAGCUGGAAAAAGUCCGGACUGAUCAAUUGUUCCAGAGCAGCUUUUCCCAGAGUAAAUCUAAAUCUGGGUGUUCAGCAGCAGUGGCCGGAGUUGCGGGGAUUGGAAAAACAACAAUGGUGCAAAAGAUUGUUUAUGACUGGGCCACGGGGAAAAUAUUCCAACACUUCCAGUUUGUCUUCUGUUUCAAAUUCCGGGAGUUGAACAGCAUUAAUUGUAGAAUAAACCUGAGUGAACUGAUUCUGGAUCAGUAUCCUUACUUCAGGAAUAUCCUGGGAGAGGUCUGGAAGAACCCAGAGGGAUUGUUGUUUAUCUUCGAUGGUUUGGAUGAAUACAAGCACAGAAUUGAUUUUGCUGAUAGUCGGAGAGACACAGAACCUCAGCACAUGUGCCCAGAUCCCGAGUGGCAGUGUGAAGUGUCUGACAUUGUGUACAGUUUAAUCCAGCACAAGCUGCUCCCAGGGUGUUCAGUGCUGGUGACAACCCGCCCCACUGCGUUACAUUUAUUGGAGAAUGCUGAAAUAAAUAUCUGGGCCGAAAUACUGGGUUUCGAUGGUGAGCAGCGAAAGGAAUACUUCAAAAGAUUUUUUGAAGAUAGGACAGUGGCAGAAGCUGUUGUCAAAUAUGUAAAAGAAAACUACAUCCUCUACACCAUGAGCUACAACCCCUCCUACUGCUUGAUCCUCGGUCUGGCACUGGGCCCCUUCUUCACACAAAAAGACAGGGACCCGCAGCGAGUUCCCAAGACCAUCACCCAACUAUAUUCCUACUAUAUUUACAACAUCCUGAAAAACCACAGCCGUGAGAUUGAAAGGCCCCAUGAUGUGUUACUGAGGGUUGGUCAGAUGGCCUUCAGAGGAUUGUUGGACAAGAAGAUUGUGUUUACAGAGGGAGAUUUGAUCAACUACAGUCUGCAGCCUUCCCAGUGCCUGUCUGGGUUCCUGGUGGAACUUUUGGAGAGAGAGGAUUCUGCCCGGAGCGUGGUGUACACAUUCCCACACCUCACCAUCCAAAAGUUUGUAGCUGCACUCGCACAAUUUCUGAUUCUGCAUCCCGGAGAUAUCCUGAAACUCCUCACUGAAGCCCACAGCGAGGAAAGUGGGCAAUUCGAAGUAUUUCUCCAUUUUGUUGCUGGUCUCUCCUCCCCAGGGUCAGCUCAGGGGCUGGAGGAGUUUCUGGGUCCAUUUCGCCAUCAAACGACCUGCCAAGUGAUUGACUGGGUGAAGGAGGAGGUGAAACGUCAGAUUGGAAACACAGGGAGUGAAGCUGGUAAAAGGACCCUCCUGAACACACUGCCAUACCUGUUUGAGUCUCAGAACAGUGGACUGGCUCAGGCCACGCUAGGAUCUCUGGAAACACUUUCAUUCUGUGGACUGCGCCUGACCCUGAUUGACUGCGCCAUCCUGUCUCAUGUCAUUGGGCUCUGUGAUACAAUAAAUCACCUCGAUCUGGAGCGCUGCUCCAUUCAGUGUGAAGGAAUCCAGCAGCUGCGACCCGGGCUGCACCAGUGCCGGGUGUUGGGACUGGGGCACAACAACCUGGGAGAUUCGGGAGUGAAACUGGUGUCUGCGGCUCUGAGGGACCAGGAGUGUAAAAUACAGAAAUUGCAGCUGAGGGAAGUCGGUCUCACAAGUUCUGGUGCCAAGGAUCUCAUCUCCACUCUCAGUACAAACCACUCACUGAGGGAGCUGGACCUGAGUGAUAAUAACCUGGGAGAUUCAGGAGUGAAACGGGUGUCUGCGGCUCUGAGGGACCCGGAGUGUAAAAUACAGACUCUGCGGCUGAGGGAAGUCGGUCUCACAAGUUCUGGUGCCAAGGAUCUCAUCUCCACUCUCAGUACAAACCACUCACUGAGGGAGCUGGACCUGAGUGAUAAUAACCUGGGAGAUUCAGGAGUGAAACGGGUGUCUGCGGCUCUGAGGGACCCGGAGUGUAAAAUACAGACUCUGCGGCUGAGGGAAGUCGGUCUCACAAGUUCUGGUGCCAAGGAUCUCAUCUCCACUCUCAGUACAAACCACUCACUGAGGGAGCUGGACCUGAGUGAUAAUAACCUGGGAGAUUCGGGAGUGAAACUGGUGUCUGAAGCUCUGAGGGAUCCUGAGUGUAAAAUACAGAGACUGUGGCUGAGGGAAGUUGGUCUCUCAGAUUCUGGUGCCAAGGAUCUCACCUCCGCUCUCAGUACAAACUGCUCACUGACGGGGCUGGACCUGGGAUCAAACUUACUCACAGACCAAUCUGUCCCCACUCUCCGCCACCUCAUCCUGACCCUCCUGAGUCUGGAGCAGAUCGGGCUGCAGGAGAAUCAGUUCAGUUUAAAUGGACAGAAUCAGCUGAAGUCGCUGCAGGGAACCAGAUCCGGACUGAGUGUGUCGCUGUAAACGUCCCAAUGUACAGACAUCCCCGCCCAUGGGAAGCAAACAUUUUUUUGGCCGGUUUCCCGCCCUCGCCUUUAAACACAUGAGCGAUCCUGGUUUAAGUCCCAAUGGCUGGAGCAGAGCGCGCACCCCUCCCGCUGUGGCAUCGGGGGAGUCCUGCUGACAUGCGACUUGGAUGCCCCCAGUGGGGCCCUGGGGGAUUACACAGACAUGAAGGUCCCAGGACAGUCUGGGACAUGUGUGAUCGCAUUCAGUGUCUGGGGUGGGGCUCAGUCUGGGACACGAGUGAUGGCAUUCAGUGUCCCAGGUUGGGGCUCAGUGUGGGUCACCGGGUUAGGAACCUUCCUGGCCAUGUUGCUGAGGGGGUCGGGGUGGAAUAUUUCCUCCAUUCAGCAGCCUGUGUACAUAGCAACAAUAAUUUGUAAAAUACCUCAAUAGAUAACCGCAGACCCGCAGCGUUCUCGUACACGGCCCGAAGUGUGAUUUAUAAUCAGUAUGCUGUUAAUUUGAGUGAAGACAGAGAGCAUCCAGCAACUCCUGGUGCGGAAUGACGUUGAUAAAAGGGGCUGAUUGUUUAACCUGCCACUCAUUGUCACAUGUCUUAAUCGUGCAUGAAUUGUAACUAGGUUAUUUUACCCGCACAUCAGAAAGUUACUCUGUUUAAGUUAUAAUCGGCAAAAUGAACUCAAUAAAGCAUGGAGGUUAAGUUCUGA